AUGAUUCUUUCGAAUCCGGAGCCCCACAUCGCUCAGCUGCUUGACCAUGCCGCGGCUACAGAUGCUGGCAUCUUUGCCUACGCUCAGGAAAGGACUGAAGAGCCUUCGUACUUGAGCUACAGCCAGUUGCGCCUGUUAGCAGCACAGAAGGCGGACCUUUUGCGCAACGAUGGAUCUCAAAGCUCGGCAAAGAUCGUUCUCAUCCAUUUUGCAACUCAAUUCGAGAACAUCGUUUGGUUCUGGGCCUCCAUCCUUGCUGGCAGAGUGCCAUGUCUGUCGCAAGCCCUCGGACAUAGCCCUGAGGAUCGGGCUGCUCAUUUCGAGCACCUCCACCGUCUGCUGCUUGAUCCCCUCGUGAUCACCAGCCAGACGCUCCUGAAUCGUGACUUUGCCGCUAGUUCAGUACUCCGCACAGUUGCUGUCGAACAACUCGAAGCCGGCAUGUACGUACCUGGUAGUCACUCUAUCGAGCCACUUCCUUCAACAGAAGGAAUAGAUUUGAUGAUGUUGACAUCCGGAAGUACUGGCCGGGCCAAAGCUGUUUCCCUCAGCCACCGACAGAUAUUCGCGGCUGUGCAAGGGAAAUUGGCCAUCAUGCCUCUGCCCAAAAGCUCGGCGCUGCUGAAUUGGAUCGCCCUCGAUCAUGUGGCUGGUCUAGUUGAAAUUCACCUCUGUGCUCUCAGAGCCGGUCUUGAUCAGGUCCAUGUCCCCGCCACGGAGGUACUUACUGAUCCGCUGCUGUUCCUGCGCUUGAUAGCCAAGCAUGGCGUCUCGCGCACAUUCGCUCCGAAUUUCUUCCUUCAGAAGCUCUCCACUGCUUUGGACGCGGUAGCUGCUUCUAUGAUUGAUGUGGUCGAUCUCAGUCAGCUUCGGUACAUUGCAUCGGGCGGCGAACCUAACCUCGUCGAUGUCUGCGUUCGAUUGACCAAGCAACUCACCCAGCUGGGCACUGGCACGAGCCCGAUUGUUCCGGGAUUUGGCAUGACUGAGACAUGUGCUGGGGCAAUUUUCAAUUUUUCAUGUCCCCAAAUUGACAUUAGCGCUGGAACUGAGUUCGCAUCUCUUGGGGCCUGCAUGCCUGGGAUCGAAAUGCGCAUCAGUUCCGUGACUGGCAAUGAUGUGAAUGUGAACAAGCAGGCUUCUGGCUGGCUUGAGGUUCGUGGGGAGGUUAUCUUCGAAGGGUAUUUCAACGAUGAGACUGCUACUCGGACAGCAUUCACUGCUGACGGCUGGUUUCGUACGGGCGACAUAGCCUCGCUUGACUGCCACGGUCGUCUCUAUCUUACUGGUCGCUCAAAUGAUGUGAUCAACAUCAACGGUAUCAAGCAUGACCCUUGUACGGUGGAGGCAGCCCUAAACCAAGCGGCGAUCCCCGGGAUAGUCGCCUUCUCUGUCGCUUGCUUUACGUACCGCCCAUCUAACGCCGACUCUGGAGGAGUAAUGGUGAUCUACGAGCACACGUAUCCCACAGAUGAUAUUGAGGCUCGUCUGAGUACCUUGACAUCUAUUUCGCAUAUCGUAUCACCGAUAGUGGGAUCGCGACCGCACGUACUCCCAUUGGCGCCUGGCCAGCUUGUCAAGACGACCUUGGGCAAGCUGUCGCGUACCAAAAUUCGCCGGGCACUCGAACAAGGCCAAUACCACACCCAACAAGAGACCAACAAUGAACUUAUCCGAUCCUACCAGAGUAUCAACGCUAGUCCGCCCCAGAAUGAGGCGGAGGAGGCACUAAUGGGAUUACUUCACGAGCUCUUCUUUGACCUGCCGGAAAUAACUGCUGAUCACGCCAUCCUCAACAUGGGUAUCAGCUCCGUCGAUCUGAUCAGGCUCAAGCGUGCGAUUGAACGCCGCUUUCAGAUAGCAGAAGUCCCCAUGGUCAUGCUGCUGACCAGCAACACAAUACAGUCACUAUCGUCCGCAAUUCGAGCUUUGCGCCACAACUCCUGCAAAGCCUCCUGCGAGACAUAUCAGCCUAUAGUCACUUUGCAGCCGCAAGGGUCAAAAGUGCCGCUCUGGCUAUUUCACCCGGGCAUAGGCGAGAUUUUAGUCUUCCUCGGGUUGGUCCAGUACUUCCCCGACCGGCCGAUCUAUGCAAUGCGAGCACGGGGAUUCAGCCCGGACGAGGAGCCAUUCGCGCACUUAUCCGACGUAUUGAGCACCUACUAUCGGGCGUUGAAGGCGCAGCAGCCCGAUGGACCCUACGCUCUUGCAGGCUACUCCUACGACAGCAUGAUCGCGUUUGAAUUGAGCAAACUGCUCGAAGCAAACGGGGACCAGGUCCGGUUUCUGGGGUGCUUCAACCUGCCACCCCACAUCCAAGACCGGAUGCGGACCCUAGAUUGGACGGCCGGGGUGCUGCAUAUCGCCCACUUCUGUGGCGUCUUGACCGAGCAGCAGUCUGAGGCUAUGGCGGAUGAUCUGCGCGCGCUGACCCCAGCCGAACAGGUCUCUCGGGUGCUCGCGGAAGGAUGCACUCAACGAUGCGAGGAGCUAGCUCUAACCCAGGAGUCGCUACUCACCUGGACAAAUGUAGCAUGGUCACUGCAGAAGAUUGGCUGGGAGUACUCUCCGACCGGCAGCGUGACAAGUAUGGAUGUGUUCUACUGCCAGCCGCUGAAGGUGGUAGCGCGGACACGCGAGGAGUAUCGCAACACGAAGCUCAAUCAUUGGGUCAAUUUUGUGAGAGAGGAUGUUCGCUACCACGAGGUCGACGGUGAGCAUUACACGAUGAUAGGGCCAGAGCACGUAGCGCGCUUCCAACUCACGUUGAAAAAGGCAUUGGUUGCGCGGGGUUUGUAG
Messenger RNA from Aspergillus aculeatinus CBS 121060, 2799 nucleotides. RefSeq names its product putative polyketide synthase PksJ. The coding region runs from base 1 to 2799 and encodes 932 amino acids. Gene Ontology annotation, biological process: secondary metabolic process; biosynthetic process. Gene Ontology annotation, molecular function: CoA-ligase activity. The record is from RefSeq and is a predicted model, not a curated record. Lineage: Eukaryota; Fungi; Ascomycota; Eurotiomycetes; Eurotiales; Aspergillaceae. The transcript has a single exon.